UAAUAUCCACUCUAGAAUAUCAGCAAAGUUGUUAAAAAUGAAAGCAGAGGAACGCCCACCAAAAGGUAGAACUACGUCAAAAAGUAUCUUCCCUUCCACUUAUAACCUAAUAGGUGCCAAUCACUAGGAUGCACAGGGCACAGUCUGAAAGCAUGCUUUAUAUGUCCAACUUAGCCAUGUAACAAUUUCUAACCAACCUUUUCACCAUUUCAACCGCAUCAUCAAAUGAUGAGUAGGAGACCGAAUAGUCCUCUUUGGUAAUGCCAUCGUUAACUGAAUGUUCGUGUGGUGAAAAAAGGUCUAAUACCACUCGCGCCAUCCCGUCCUUUUUUGGUGCAGCACCCAGUGGAGAACAAUGAAAUGUAAAUAGUGAUGAAGCAAAUGGAACCACCGUAUGUCCCCUCUGCAGCUCUUUCACAAUCGCCUCAUCAACUUUGGUUUCAUACUCUAUGGAAGAUUUUUGUUACUCAUGCAUGAUUUCAACUCAUUGUCCUGAAAACCAAGUUUGAAUCCAUAUCGAAAACCUGAUACGAUACACGAGACUCUCUAAUACGUCAAGCUUAACCGGGUUGUAAUAAGCGAUUUUACAGGACAGAAUUCAUUUGGUACUUGGCCUAGAGGACCUGAGUGUGCAAUGGAGUGCUGGGUGUCCUGACGAUCUACAUGAAGAACACCUGUGAGAGUAGGUGCAUGGGUGUAUGUGCAACUCAGUCCUCUAUUAAAUUCACCAUAGUUGCUCGGAAUUACUUCAAAACUGCUGGGGGACAUUCCAAAAAUGCUGCUCAUCGGCCUUCCCAAACCGUCAACUUCGAGUGUGGCAUUGGUUAGCGAAGUGCCCUACUUCAUUGCAGAUAAAAACAUGCAUAGCUCAACCUGGAAGAUGUAGAUGAAGAUUUUCCCCCAAGCAACAGCAUCCCUUUUUGGCAACACAGGAGCGCCUCUAAGGUGCUGGUUGUAUUACAGGUCAUCAAUGACAUCCCACCUCUUGCUUGUAUCAUUUGCCAGAUGUAUUCUGUGCAGAUUGGGCGAUGUAUGUCUGAUAUCUAACUAACUGCUGAGUUAAAUGUGGUAAGUACUGGAACAUACACCCAAGAUAAUAGCUCCAAGCCAAACUCCACGAAGCAUAAUCUUUAAGGUAGCGGUAUGGUAAAUUACACCUCUUCUGUAUAAAGCAUUUUUUCCAACUUUCCUUUUAAAAAAACAUUAUAAAAGUAUAUAUGUACUUGUUAACAAAAGUUUGUUCUACAAUAUUAUGAAAAAAAAAAUUAAAAUAUUGUAACAGAAAAAAAAUAUAGUCGAAAGUCUUAAAAAGUGGGUGUGGCCAACUGUGAAGGGAUUUGUCUCAAAAGUAUACAAGUUUUCAGAAAAAAAAAUAUGUCCACAUGUUCAGCAUAGUCUGAAUUUAAAUCGCGUGUCUCAUUUUUUUCUCAACUUUAAUCGUUUUAAAAAUAUGCCGUAAAACAUCUAUAAGAUCAUAAAAAUAACACUCAAUUUUUUUUCCUUUUUCUUUCAAUCACUUUUGCAUCCGAAUCCGCUGACCAAAAAUUAAAAUGAGACACGCGAGUAGAGAUCAAACACUCGUGAAGCCGAAAACGAAAGUUUCAUGACGUCAUCUAAUGUAUUUUUGAGACAGAUCCCUUUUAAGAAGAGUACGCAACCGAAAAUUUUACGAAAAAAUUAUUCAGAGAUAUUCGUUAACGAAGUUUUUUCUUUCGACCUGUGAUUGUUUACAAGAAAUUGAAAAGAGAAUAUUUAAUUAUUCAUUAGUUAUUUAAAGUGAACUUGCGGAACUCUUAUUCAACAUUUUUUUUGCAUAAGAAUGCCCCCGUCAUAAUAAAGCAAAAUUAAUAAUUCUCAAAGCAUUUGUUUCUAAUAUGAUGAUAUUUUUUCUCACGUCAGGGGGUUUGAGGGUAAAAUAUGAAUAUAAAUGUUCAAAAACAGGAAAUGUAAUAAUCGAGAAUACGAUUCUGUUCAACUUUCAUUUUUGUUUUGUGAAAAUAUUUGUUACAAUAAGAAUAUAAAAAUGCCAAAAGCAAAUAAAACACUGCAGAAAAAAAACAGCGAGGGAAACCCAGGCAAUGUUUUUUCGUUGGAAGAAGAAGUUGGAAAAAACAUGAGAGAUGCAGGAUACGAUGGCAGCCUGUUCAUUUCUGCACUAAAAGAUGCCGUAAAAAUUAGAAAGAAAAGAUCGAAAACACCAAGAAAAAUUCGAUUUUUUUUUUAUUGCUAUUGGGCUAGAAACCUCUUGAGAAAAGAAGUAGGACCGGAAAAUCCCGAGUAUUCAUUUCCACCCUCGAUACUAUCCUAUCUUCGAUCCCUCUGUCCAGGAGAUAUAGUAGGCGAAUUUAGAGAGAACGCAUACAAAGUUUCAAUGACAGAAUUCUGCGAUUCUUUAGAACUUCCCCUAAUAACAGUAUGAAAUAUAAAAAAAUAUAUAUAAAAAAUAGGUUACUUUUCAAACAUGAAAAAUAUAAAAUACAUAAA
Molecule: messenger RNA, 2484 nt
Organism: Hydractinia symbiolongicarpus
Lineage: Eukaryota; Metazoa; Cnidaria; Hydrozoa; Anthoathecata; Hydractiniidae
Exons: 4
Coding region: 1928-2419 (163 amino acids)
Source: RefSeq, a predicted model, not a curated record